AUGUCUAAAGAAAUUCAGAUCUACGAGCUGCCAGCAAAACCUAUUUUCCCUAUUGGUGACAACAUACAGAUUGUGAAUCUGCCAGCCGAUGGCUACGAUCCACCUGGCGGCCUCGCAGUCACCAUCACCGGCUGGGGCGCCACAGCCUCCACGGGACAGGAGGCGUCGACCACACUAAUGAAGGUGGACGUCACCGUCAUCGACCGAGCCAGCUGCGUGGCCACAUUCGGCGUCACCGACCGAAUGAUCUGCGCCGGCGAGGCCGGCAACAGCACCUGCUACGGCGGCUUUGGUGGGCCGCUCGUUAGUGGCAGCACUCAGGUCGGCAUUAGCUCGUGGGCAAACGAAGAAUGCGAGUCCGAUGGCGCCGUCUACACUAACGUCGGCUAUCUCCGUUGGUUUAUCGAUGGUGCCAUGGCAAUGGAAUAUCCUAAGGAAAACUGA
Messenger RNA from Schistocerca piceifrons (Central American locust), 444 nucleotides. RefSeq names its product trypsin-like. Gene Ontology annotation, biological process: proteolysis. The record is from RefSeq and is a predicted model, not a curated record. NCBI's taxonomy places the organism in Eukaryota, Metazoa, Arthropoda, Insecta, Orthoptera, Acrididae. The transcript has 2 exons. Bases 1 to 444 code for a protein of 147 amino acids. Gene Ontology annotation, molecular function: serine-type endopeptidase activity.